UAGUAAUUUUUUUGUGAAGCUGGUAGAAAAGUCGCCAUUUUGCUAAGUAUGUGAAGAGUUCAUAGAUGCACACGAACUUUUUUAUUUUAAGUAAAAAUAGAAAACUUGUGUGGGCCGACGACAUCCUAAGUUGAUCGUUAGUGAACGUUGAUCUUAAUAGUGUAAGGGGGUAAACAAUGAAAAAAAGUGCAAGCUUUCAUAAUGACUUUUUUGACUGAUUUCAAGAAGUGAGUAUCCAGGAUGAACAAAAGACUGCUAUAAGGAAAAUAGUGACAUGUUUACUAGUUGAAGUUCGAAGGUAUACCAACUACCUUAAGGAAUAAUUUUAAAAACAACGCUUAAAAUGGUGCACAGAAAAUAAAAUAACUAAAUAGAAUACCGAUAUUACGUAAAUUGUGUUACCUGGAAGUAUCUUCUGUAACUGAAAAUUAUACACAUUUCGUUUCAAAUAUUGUUGAAAUAUAUUUUUAGAAAGUCGUAAAAAUUUAUGUUUUAUCUACAAAAUUGCAAAAAUAAAUAAGUGUUUCGCUUUCAUCCGUUAUCAUAUUUUCCAAAAUGGGAAAUAACGCUACCACAUCUAACAAAAAAGUUGAUGCUGCAGAGACAGUUAAAGAGUUUCUUGAACAAGCAAAAGAAGAAUUUGAAGAUAAAUGGCGCCGAAACCCAACAAAUACUGCGUCCUUGGAUGAUUUUGAACGCAUUAAGACGUUGGGCACUGGGUCUUUUGGACGUGUGAUGAUUGUUCAGCAUAAACCGACGAAAGACUAUUAUGCUAUGAAGAUUCUUGACAAGCAAAAGGUUGUUAAACUUAAACAAGUAGAACAUACUUUGAAUGAAAAGCGCAUACUCCAGGCUAUUCAGUUUCCGUUCCUAGUUUCUCUUCGAUAUCAUUUCAAGGAUAAUUCCAAUUUGUAUAUGGUUUUGGAAUAUGUUCCAGGUGGAGAAAUGUUUUCGCAUUUACGUAAAGUAGGCCGUUUUUCAGAAGUCCAUUCACGUUUUUACGCUGCCCAGAUUGUGCUGGCUUUUGAAUACCUUCACUAUCUUGAUUUAAUUUAUAGAGAUUUGAAACCGGAAAAUUUAUUAAUUGACUCACAAGGAUAUCUGAAAGUCACUGAUUUUGGUUUCGCUAAGCGUGUAAAAGGGCGCACAUGGACACUAUGUGGUACUCCUGAAUACCUUGCUCCGGAGAUUAUAUUGUCUAAAGGCUAUAACAAAGCAGUUGAUUGGUGGGCUCUCGGAGUACUUGUAUAUGAAAUGGCAGCGGGCUAUCCGCCAUUUUUCGCCGACCAACCCAUUCAAAUAUAUGAAAAAAUCGUAUCAGGAAAAGUACGUUUUCCCUCGCAUUUUGGUUCUGACUUGAAAGACUUAUUACGUAAUUUAUUACAAGUCGAUCUGACAAAGCGUUACGGUAAUUUGAAGGCAGGCGUCAAUGAUAUUAAAAACCAAAAGUGGUUUGCCUCAACUGACUGGAUUGCAAUCUUUCAAAAAAAAAUUGAAGCACCAUUUAUUCCUCGGUGUAAAGGACCUGGUGAUACUAGUAAUUUUGACGACUACGAGGAAGAGGCACUGCGGAUUUCUAGCACAGAAAAAUGUGCCAAGGAGUUUGCUGAAUUCUAAUUGUGUUAAUUUUUUACAUGCUAUUGCGGAGUAGCAAAAUCGCGAGCAUUAUUAACAAUAUAAACGUAAACAAUGUACAUUAUAGUUACACCCGAUAGAUUUUAUCUUGGGUAUCGGGAAGUUUAAUGGUCUCCUGAAAUCUACCUACAAAUAAUUAUUUUUAAAUCAAGAUUGUUAUAAGUGAGAAUACUUUAAAAUGAAGCUGUGCUUCUCCUUUGAAAAUUGCAUUAAAAAAUACUAAAAGACAAAUUUCAAGCGAUUUCCUAUAAAUUUUUGUCGUGUCGUGAAAUCAAAUCGUAACAACGGGAGCAUCGUAAAUCUUUAAUAAAUAUUAGUUGAAACCUAAUAUACGCUCAUAAUUAUCUUUUCCGUUGCUCUAAUCUGUCCUUAAUUGCUACUACAUAACAAGCCUAAGAAAUUUGGAGCCGUAUGCAUAUACUUGGACUCAUCAACAAUAUGAUAUACCCACAAACUGUAAGCUCACGAAACACUAUACCAAAUAUAUGAAUACCAUUUCAUAGGAAACAGCACAGUGAUGCCGCUAAAAAUUAUAAUAUGAAGUAUUCGCGAGAUUUCGAACACUGGAGGACGAAACAACAAAAUUUAAAUGUAUAAGAGAAAAUGUGUUGCAAUUAAAGUUAUAUCAUAAGUAAGAAAAAAUAAUAUCCAUUAUUACCCAUUAUACAUUGAGAAUUCAAAACUAAUAUGUGACGAAUCAUAUACAUACACAUCUAAUAAAAUAAAUUAAUAAAACGGAAGUUAAAUAAAUGA
Bactrocera tryoni is the source of this 2388-nucleotide messenger RNA. RefSeq names its product cAMP-dependent protein kinase catalytic subunit 1 (gene Pka-C1). Gene Ontology annotation, cellular component: cAMP-dependent protein kinase complex; nucleus. The coding region runs from base 556 to 1617 and encodes 353 amino acids. The record is from RefSeq and is a predicted model, not a curated record. The transcript has 4 exons. NCBI's taxonomy places the organism in Eukaryota, Metazoa, Arthropoda, Insecta, Diptera, Tephritidae. Gene Ontology annotation, molecular function: ATP binding; cAMP-dependent protein kinase activity. Gene Ontology annotation, biological process: peptidyl-serine phosphorylation.